GCAUGACACCGAAAUUAUAUGAGAAAUGGUGAAAAGGUAGGAAGUUUAGUGUUAGGUUUGGAUAUUUGUACAUACCUCAAACUUCUUCAAAUCCCAAUUCUUACUCACGCCAGGAGAACUUUUUAGAAGACUUAAUUAUUAGAUAAACAAGCUGACACAAAACCUCAUCUAAGUCCCAUAAGAAUCCGAAUCUGGAAAGCCAGCCAGAAAGCCCCCAAGCAGCUCCAUAUAUCGCUCUCGUUCCUCCAAAAACCCAACAUGGCUCGAGUUCUCAAGCGUCACCCAUCGUACCUUUGGUAUCAGCUCGAAAAAGGGAAUCACAGCCAGAUCUUGUACCUGGUCAUACCGUCCAUGAAGGAUAAAGGUCUCGACGUUGAUCUUUGGAAGAUCUGGAAUGAUAUUCCAAUCUUUGAGCGAUCCUGUGGGCUCUUGUACAUCGCCUCCCCACCUAUGAAUUCGGAUCGGAAUCAGUUUCCUUCUCAUGCGACUACAAGAACUUGGGUGGAAGGGAGAGCUCCAUAUCUAGGAUAAAGAUAAGAGCUUACAUUGUAUCAACUGAAGCCGAAUCUUCUUUUAUAUGCUCGUAAGCGAUACGCAACUCCUCCGGCUCAGGCACAAUCCGACAAACAUGCUUCCGUUUAAAAAUCGUGAUAGCAUCUUGAUACUCUUUAGAAUCUGUCGUUCCCUCCUUCUCGCCUUUCUCAAUUGCAUCCCUCACAUCCUUAGGCAACUUAGAACGCAGGAUAUGCUCCCCUUUCUGCUCCAGCUCCACGCUAGCCGGCGCAUCCGCAAUGAUGAGCUUCCGUAAUCCAACAGGGUGCAAAGUGGCAUAGCGAGUAGCAAGCAUACCUCCCCAACUCUGGCCAUAAAUAUCGAAUCCAUCACGCAGACCAAGGUAAUCGACUAUAUUAUCGAUUUCCUUGAUGAACAACUCUUCAUUCCAGAAUGUCACAUCGCCAGCUUUCUCUCGGAGAUGUGUCGACUUUCCGCUGCCGAUUUGAUCGUAGAAUAUCACUGGAAUUCCGAAUUGGGUGUUCAAGUCAGCGAGAGGACCUAAUAGCUCGUGGCAGGCACCGGGACCUCCGUGACAUGUAAUGAGGGGUAGGACUUUUGAAGAUGUCGAUGUUUUGCCGUGGAGAUCACCGAUGACCUUGUACCAUGUGUGACAUGGCUUGCCAGCCCCAGGCGCAUCGAAGGGGAUUUCGCCUUCUGUGGUUUUGGUUUCUGGCAUGAUUAGUUCAUGAACGAUAGACACGCCACAAAGUUGAAAUAUCAACCAAAGGCUUAUCGGAAGAACUCACUGUGCCUCUUGGUUGCAGUUGGAGUUGCCUCAUUGGGAAGAAAUUACAUAUGCAAUACUGGUCAAUAUUGCAGCAUCACAUGCUAGGUGUGCUCACCAGGCGGUUGAAAAACAUCUUUCAAGUUUGCUCGCGUGUGGGAGACUUUGUGUAUAUUAUAGACUUCGUCAAGAUAAGUACCAAGUGCAAAUAUUCAACAAGAUAGGAGGUCUAAAUAGGCCUCUUAGAAUGCGUUUUAUCAUGGAUGUCACCAAAGUUUUACAAGGUUCUCGCUUAUAAGAUUAAGUACAUUAUCUGUCAUUACCUUUAUGUUUCUUCUUGUCAAAAGGACCAGCAAUAACUUUAUAUCCUCCUUGUACAAGAUGUCUCUCCAUAGCCCAUGACUGAAUGGAAUCCCAAUUCACACACUUAGACUCCGUAUUAGUCCUUAACUCAAUAUGGUUCUCCUCAUCAGAUGGCUUCACCCAUUCAGCAUUCAAAAGUGCCAGGUCUGCGUGACACAUUACUUGCUUCCUCAGAGUCUCUAAGCAAUGUUCUACAAUAUGUUAGCUUCACUUCAACACCUUUCUCCAGCCAUAACCACUAAAUUCAGCUUAGGGUCUAAGAAAGUGCUACGUACCAAAGUGUUCCUCUGUCACUGUUGUAUCGUACCCCAAAUUCCUAAAGUACUCGAUGUAAUGUAAUUUUCGAAGACUGUCGAGGCAGUGGAUAUGAUGAUACACGAGUGGGACGACGGGAUAUCCGGUUUUAUCGGCGAGUUGAACGAUAUUUGUUUGGUUCGCGCCUGCGAGCGUGAGCUCUUCUUUGGUUCCGCGAACGUUCAGUCCUACAAAGUUUUUAAGUGUUGUUAGAUUCCGAUAGUUUCUAGUCUUGUGGACGAUGGAUAAGGAGAGGUACUUACCCUCAAGUAAUUCUUCCCAAGCAUCGUCAACUUCCGCGGAUGGAGGACCAGAGUAUUUUGUGUGUCCACCCCAAACACUCCUUCUCUCAUAUCUGAUGACGGAGUUUGCAGGGGCUGUUGAGAAGGUUAAUACUGUGAUUUCUUCACUGGGUCGGGUUGAUGAAGAUGUGAGUUUACAAUAUGGCAAGUCAUUGUCUGUAGAGCUCUGUCUCUUUGCAAUAUCAAUCGUCAGGGUGAUACUGAUAUAUGAUAAGAGGAUAAGUGACAAAAUGGAUGAGAAAGUCGCCACUCUCGAUCCCAUUGAGCCUGUGCGAGGAGAGUAUUUAGGCGUCACUUCCUCGCCAUCAUCACCCAACAAAUGCUCGGUGGAUUCUGUUUUUUCCUUCAUAAUUCUGACGAAGUGGAAUUUCUCUGAUUUCUCGGGACCAGUCUUUAACGUGAGAGGGGAGUCCAGGUUCUGAUAAGGCUGAGAAGUCACUGCAGACUUUUGCCUCCGUGAAGUGGGGGGAGGGGCAAUAAUUGUGCACAAAGGGCACAUGAGGAAGGUCAUUAUCCAGUUCCACCGACUGCAGCACAAAGAUUUAUCAGUGUGGCUAUUGAUAACACUCGAUGUGGGUGAGAACCAACAUGGCUGCAUGAUAGCAUCACAGCCGGAGGGAAUAUAAGUAUAAACUAGCGGUCCAGACAUUUCUAUACCCGCCUUUCUGGAUCUUUCUCACCUCUACCCACUAUCUCGGACCCGUUGGCAAAUCAUCAGAUAUCUCCCUCGCGGAGUUCUUGUCUUUAUCAGACCCCAAAUUCGCCAACGAGACAUCGAUAAUUCACAAGACAGUCUCCUCGAGCAAUACCAACCAUGCUCGCCCUUACGAAAUAUCUCUGCAUCUCUGCGAUCUGUGGCCUUACAAUCGCUGCUCCAGUAUCUCUUGGUAAGAAAUCCGUGUGUGGAAAAAUGGAGAUUUACUAAACGAGAGGUGCAUAGAUGGCACCAUCCAAUCACUCGGUAGCGAGACCGUUAGCCGUGACAUCACAUAUGUACCCGGCGCAUCCAACAGGCACGUUAUCACCAAACGGUGUCUGGGUAAGAGGUGCGUCAAAGUGAUUAUCAGAAACAAAGAAGGGUUUGCCGAAGGCGAUGCUGCCAAGGUUACGAAGAGGUGUGCGGGUUACAAGUGUCUUGAAGCGGUUAUCAUAAGUGAAGAAAGGGCCGUUGAAGUGGCCAACAAGAAAGUGGUCACGAGGGGCUGUUUGGGAACGAAGUGUGUGGAGAUUAUUAUUGUUAAGGAGGAGAGUGUUGUUGAAGAUACGGAAUAGGGUAUGCUGAUGAUGGAUAUGGAUCUCUGCUAUCUAGCCGGUCAAGCAAUAUAGACUGCAAUAUAAGGU
Messenger RNA from Hymenoscyphus albidus, 3579 nucleotides. Lineage: Eukaryota; Fungi; Ascomycota; Leotiomycetes; Helotiales; Helotiaceae. The record is from the annotation of a GenBank genome assembly.